Molecule: messenger RNA, 2266 nt
Organism: Neurospora tetrasperma FGSC 2508
Lineage: Eukaryota; Fungi; Ascomycota; Sordariomycetes; Sordariales; Sordariaceae
Exons: 3
Coding region: 142-1566 (474 amino acids)
Biological process (GO): translational initiation
Cellular component (GO): cytoplasm; eukaryotic translation initiation factor 3 complex
Molecular function (GO): translation initiation factor activity
Source: RefSeq, a predicted model, not a curated record
GCGACCACAGAGAGACACCACCGACCUCACCCACACCACCACCACUCCGGACCCCCGACCCCGUAGUGAACUCUUUUCGACCCGGACGCGACGUCGGAAUAUCCUUUCCCGAGUCCUCCUCUCUUCCCACUAUAGCCCAUCAUGAGCGCCUUCCAGCAAGCGCAAGCGCCCGCCCGCGCCAUCGACCCCGAUUCGGACGUCGAGGAGGAGGCCCUCGUCAACGACUACAAGGAGCAGGUCCAAUAUGAGGAGGAUGACGCCGAGUCCACCCAGAUGUCCCUGGCCGCCCAGACCGACGACAUCCAGUCGCGCCUCGCCGCUGCCGCCCAGCCCCUUGACUACUCCGCCGGUCUGGAGGUCAAGUUCUCGAGCUACGAUUCCUACUGCAGCUUGUUCCACUUCAUCUUGAACUCCGAGGGCCCCGUCGACCUCGAGCCCCCUUCCUACUACUGGGCUUGGGACGUCAUCGAUGAAUUCAUCUACCAGUUCAACUCGUUCUCCUCGUACAGAGCUCGCAUCGCCCGUCAAGGUAACAAUGAGGAGGAGAUCGCCAUGCUCCGCGAGAACCCCAACACCUGGGGCUGCUACAGCGUCCUCAACGUCCUCUACUCCCUGAUCCAAAAGUCGCAGAUCACCGAGCAGUUGGCCGCCAUGAAGCGCAACGAGGAUCCCGCGGCCGUCGCCGGCGAGUAUGGUUCCAAGAACCUCUACAAGAUGCUCGGCUACUUCUCCAUCAUUGGUCUGCUCCGCGUCCACACCCUUCUCGGUGACUUCAGCCUCGCCCUCAAGACCCUCGACGACAUCGAGCUCAACAAGAAGGCCAUGUUCGCCCGCGUCAUGGCUGCCCACUUCACCACCUACUACUAUGUCGGUUUCUCCUACAUGAUGAUGCGCCGCUACGCCGAUGCCAUCCGCAUGUUCAGCCACAUCCUGGUCUACGUUUCUCGCACCAAGAACUUCCAGAAGAACGCCCAGUACGAUUCCAUCACCAAGAAGAACGACCAGAUGUACGCCCUCAUCGCCAUCUGCGUUGCCUUCCAGCCCACCCGUCUGGAUGACACCAUCCACACCGCCCUCCGUGAGAAGUACGGCGACCAGCUUCUCAAGCUCCAGCGCGGUGGCCCCGAGGCCCUCCCCAUCUAUGAGGAGCUCUUCCGCACCGCCUGCCCCAAGUUCAUCUCCCCCGUUCCCCCCAACUUCGACGAGCCCGAGGCCAACAUCGACCCCAUCGAGCACCACCUUUCCGUCUUCAUGGACGAGGUCAAGACCAACAUGUUCAACCCCACCAUCAAGUCUUACCUCCGCCUGUACACCACCAUGGAUCUCAAGAAGCUCGCCGGUUUCCUCGAGGUCAAGCCCGAGGAGCUCCGUGGCUGGCUCAUGGUCAACAAGCAGCGCACCAAGCAGCUGCGCUGGACCGACGGUGGUCUUUUGGAGGGUGAGCUUGUCAACGUCAGCGAUCUCGACUAUGCUCUCCAGGGUGACCUCAUCCACAUCUCCGAGGCCAAGGUCGGCCGCAAGUUGGUUGACUGGUACCUCCGCAACCUUUCGCGCACUUAUGCUUGAAUGGGUUUCUAAGCGCUGCUGGGACGGGAAUGCGCUGCUGGGGCGGAGAUUCGUCUCUUUCUCAUCGUCUUUGUCAUUUUUUGUAAUUGGCGGGAGUAUCAGGGGCUACGCAGGUCUUUGUCAGCAGCAUUUGCAUUAGGCGUCAAUGGGAUUGGUCUAUUCCAAGGAACAUCUCAGGGAGGGUGGGAGGUCGGCAAACACAAAAGCAAUCCAUCUGGCAACAAGAGGAGAGAAUCAGGAAGUACCCAUGAAAAUGGGAGGGUGUUGUGCUGGGACCUGGCCUCAGGAAAGGGUACCAGUCUUGCCGAAAAGCCAAGACGGUAUUUCCUCCAAAUAUCAAAUCAGGCUCUAUCCUAGGAAUAGGGGCUGUGGAGAGUCAAAGAUGGAACCGCAUAGAUACCGCAAAUACCGCCGCGGCUGGCACGCCGCGUAGGUUCGCUCCUCUUGUUGCACCCACAUCGGUCUAUUAGGGGUGUUGAUACGCAGUUGGAAAAGGCGUACUCUACUAUACGAUCAGUUAGUACGUAAGUUAACACAAUGGGGUAGGAAAAACAAAGCGAUAUUUAGAAAGGGUUCACUUGUUAUUUUGCCAGCGCUAAAGUUGUUCAUGGCUGUUUUCUAUACCAUCUAAGAGAGGUACCUUAGUUACAAAAGACCAAGAGAAGGGUCCGUUCGAUCAGUUGUAACCUUUAAACUUUCU